UGGGAGCUGCCUUUAAACCCUGCCUGGUCCUCAGCGGCUGGAGGGAAAUAGCGCUCUCAUCUCUGGGGGGGGAAAGGUGUCGGGAAAAGGGUCGGCAGGCUGAGUAUUUAGUCACCCCCCGCCAAGGCGGCCGGUACUUGCUUGAGGGGGAAGAGGUAGAGCAGCGUCGAAGGGCUCUUGAGUAGGUGCAGAGGAGGCAUGAAGUGGAAACCAAAGAGAUUCGAUUAAAAAAAUAAAAUCUGUGCUUAUAACCAUGAGGCUGUUUAGCUGUCAGAGCUAAGUAGCACCGGUUACCCGGGAAUUUUUCAAGCCUUUGAGGAAGGGGUGUUUCAGCAGGGCAAGCACUAGUGCAGGCAUUGGUUUAAAGGUGAAGGAGCUGCGUAUCCUCUAUCGGACAGGUUGGAAGCUCAGCCAAGGGCCUGACAGAGCAGGAAAGUAAACAUACAUUGAUUCUUUAAAAUUAAAUAUAGCCACUGGAAUUAGUGUCUUCCCUAAUUAUCUUUCCUACGCUGCAAACAGAGGUAUUGCUGGUUUGAUUGGAGGCAGAUGAGCCAGCUGGAAGCUAACUAGCUUGGUUGCCAAAAAACAGUUUAUGGUGGCUGCAUAGUACUAUCCGGCCACCUGAUUGAUUAGUCACCAUCCCAGGCCCUCAGUGACCUCUGCACCAUUGCGGUUACGUGGCUGUUCGUUCCCAGAAUGAUUUCCACUUCAUGAUAAAGAGAGACUUGAGAAAUGGUUGCGGAAUAUGAAACGAGAUGCGUGGACUCCAAGUAAGCACCAGCUUUUAUGCAGUGAUCAUUUUACGCCCGAUUCCCUUGAUGUGCGGUGGGGUAUACGAUACUUGAAACAUACUGCUGUACCAACAAUUUUCUCUUCCCCAGAUGAUGAGGAAAAAGACUCUUCUCAGAACACCCCGGAGGAGAUAAAGAGGGAAGACCUGAAAGAAACAAAUACAAAUGUAGAGCCAGAGAAGGCACCUGUAUCACUUGAACCUUGUACACCAAAGAAAAAUCCUGUAAUUGCAGAAAAUGUAGAUGAAAAUGCAGAAGUAGUUUGUUCAGCUGCAUUGAGUAAACCUUUACAAAUUCAAAGCCUACAACUUCAAAAUGGAGAAUACUUUCAGGCAGACGGUGUCAUUCUUGAUAAUUCCUCUAAGCAGCAUAUAGAUCAACCUAAUCCUGUUUUAAUGGCAGCAGCAGCAGUCCACAGCGUGGAAGCUACCAGUGUUCAUACUUCUGUAGAGGAUCCAGUAGGAUGUACAGCUACAGUCUUGCAAUUUACAGACCCUGACUACUUGAAUUCAUCUCUGAAAGAGAAAAAUGCUUUAGGUUCAAUUACUGACUAUGCAAUUGAAAAUCCAAACUCUCAUAUUGUAGGCUGUUCUGUUGAAGUACAGCCAUCGAGUGAAAAUGCGGUUUUACUGAGUACAGUCACACAAACUAUUGAAGAGUUCAGUGGAAGUGAAGAAUCUGUCAUUGCAAUCAUUGUGCCAGCUGAGAGUCCAGCAGAGCCUGAAAUAGUUAGUACUUCUUUCCUGCCUAUUAAGGAAGAGUUUCUUGACACAGAGGAGACAGAAACAGAUAAAUCUCUGUACAUGGAUGCAUAUGAUGGAAGUGAGGUAUUACAAACUGAGCAUUCAUACUGCAAACAAGACAUAGACAGAGAUCACCUUUGGCAAAAAAUUUCAAAGCUCCACUCUAAGAUCACUCUACUUGAAAUGCAGGAGAUAAAAACUUUGGGGAGACUCAGGUCCUUGGAAGCUCUUAUUGGACAACUCAAGCAAGAAAACAUGCUUUCUGAAGAAAAGCUGAAGAUUGUAGAAAACUGCUUUACAACACUUGAAGUGACUAUGAUACAGUAAAGGCUUUCAGUGAUUGUUCUAAAAUAUCUCUUUAGCCUCUCUGACUGUCCGUUUGUACAAAUUAACUUUUGUUUCAGUCAUGGUACUUUAAAAAUCUGAUGCAAAUUGUGUGAAUAGCAGAUAUUCUUUAAAAUGUUACAUCAACGACUACCAAAGCUAGGUUGUAGGAUAUUGCCUAUAAAACAUGACUUGCAAGUAAGCUUUAAAAGAGAAUAAAACCUGUUAAAGUUUUGUUAAAAAGUAUGUGAAUUGAAUCAAUAAAGAUAAGUUAAAUUUUUCUAGCUGCAGGCUCCUCUGAAACAUGCAACUCCUGCAUUUGGGGCAGCAGUAGAAUGGACAGAAUAAGGAUGUAGGGUGGGCAAUUACAGAAGUGCUGUUUAAAAAAAAAAAAAAAAAGUGUCCCAGUUCUCUCUCAAAUGAGUAAUGAGGUAUGUAAUACACAUUGUCCAGUGAGACCACGAUUACUCUUUAAUCUUCUGUUCAUCUAACAUUUGUUCUGACAGUUUUUUGUACACUUUGAUCUUAUUAAAAUUGUUUCUGCAAUAAAA
Molecule: messenger RNA, 2409 nt
Organism: Grus americana (Whooping crane)
Lineage: Eukaryota; Metazoa; Chordata; Aves; Gruiformes; Gruidae
Gene: THAP5
Product: THAP domain containing 5
Exons: 3
Coding region: 746-1861 (371 amino acids)
Cellular component (GO): nucleus
Source: RefSeq, a predicted model, not a curated record